Messenger RNA from Electrophorus electricus (electric eel), 7193 nucleotides. Lineage: Eukaryota; Metazoa; Chordata; Actinopteri; Gymnotiformes; Gymnotidae. The record is from RefSeq and is a predicted model, not a curated record.
CCGAUCAACCGCGGAGCGCAUAGUCCGAGACAGGUUGCUAACGCCAGAGAUGUACGAGCGCUUUAUGUAGCAUCCCCCUUCUGACAGUCUUUGGAGUGACAGUUUAGGAUCGCAUUCACUAGUAGCAAAACAGAAGGGAAAAAAAAAAAAAAAAAACUCGCGGGGAGGGUCAAAACAUCUGUUUGUUUCCAAACUACCUCUGAUGGCGGUGGGUGGGCUUCUUUAGGAGAAGGAUUAGAUUUGGACUGUUUUACGGGUAGUGAUCUGUCGUGGAUCGGAGAAGAUCGCUUAUUCAAAGCCAUGGAUAUGCACAAAUUCCCCACCGUCACAUUCGUGGUCCUUUCUUUGAUGAGCUGUGUCUAUUCUGUACAGUUUCCGGAUUCACAGCAAGCACGGGAGUGGGCGGAUCAGAUUCAGGAGGACUUUGUGCAGCUGAUUAAUGCCGAGAGCGGCAUGGCACGGCUCACCGAGAUUUUCCAGAAUCACAAGAAAAGCUACAGUGUGGAACACAACAACGCUCAGCAGCUAGUGGCCAAUGCCGCGCACAACAUCGAGAGACUGUUGGCCAAUCGCUCCAAGGCUCUGGAGGCUCUGGUGACAGCUGCAGAAAACCUCCAGGCGGAACAUCAGUGGAGAGAUGAUAUUGUGAUCAAUAGCACAUGGUAUUAUAAUGCGAAACUUGAGACCGGCUUGAACCGUACAGAAUUUAAAGAUGACCCAACGUUUAAGCGCCUGGUAUCAUACAAUACCACAGCAGUUCAUAUCCCAACUGACAUCUAUGAGGGCUCCACAAUAAUUCUGAAUGAGCUGAACUGGACAGCUGCACUCGAUGAGGUGUUUCAGAAGAAUAAAGAAGACGACCCAUCACUGCUGUGGCAGGUGUUUGGCAGUGCUACUGGACUAGCCAGAUACUUCCCAGCCUCCCCAUGGAUGGAUACAAGCAAAACACCCAAUAAAAUUGAUUUGUAUGACGUACGUAGGAGGCCAUGGUACAUCCAGGGCGCAGCCUCCCCCAAGGACAUGCUGAUCUUGGUGGACGCGAGUGGAAGUGUAUCCGGACUGACUCUGAAGCUCAUCCGUACUUCUGUUAACGAGAUGCUGGAGACCCUUUCUGAUGAUGAUUUCGUCAAUGUAGUUUCUUUCAGCAGUGAUGCCAAACCGGCGGCCUGCUUCCAGAACCUCGUCCAAGCAAAUGUACGCAACAAGAAGAUACUCAAGAAAGCUGUGCAGAGCAUCACAGCCAACGGCAUCACCAACUACAAGGGAGGCUUUGAGCUGGCCUUCCAGCAGUUGUCUGUGUCGAAUGUGUUGAGGGCAAACUGCAACAAGAUCAUCAUGCUCUUCACAGAUGGAGGAGAGGAAAAAGCAUCUGAGAUCUUUGAAAAAUACAACCAUGAUGGGAAGAUUCGCAUUUUCACAUUCUCUGUGGGCCAGCACAAUUACGAUAAGGAACCUAUCAGAUGGAUGGCUUGCACAAAUAAGGGGUAUUACUAUGAGAUUCCCUCCAUUGGAGCCAUCAGGAUUAACACUCAGGAGUAUCUGGAUGUGCUGGGGAGACCCAUGGUGAAAGAACAACAAAAGGCCAAGAAGGUGCAGUGGACCAACGUCUACCUGGACGCCCUGGAGCUGGGCCUGGUCAUCACAGGAACCAUGCCGGUCUUCAACAACACAUACAUUAACACAAACAGGAACAAGGCCGGCAAAGCCAAGCUCAAGGACAGUGGAGAGAACCAACUGAUACUGGGGGUGAUGGCCAUCGAUGUGUCGCUAGAUGACAUUAAGAGGCUGACUCCACACUUCACUCUUGGUCCGAAUGGAUAUUAUUUUGCCAUCGACCCCAAUGGAUAUGUCCUGCUUCAUCCAAAUCUUCAGCCAAAGAACCCCAAGUUCCAGGAGCCGGUAACACUGGACUUUUUGGACGCAGAGCUGGAGAAUGAGAUCAAAGUGCAGAUCAGAAAGAACAUGAUAGAUGGAGAGAAAGGGAACGAGACACUCCCCACACUGGUGAAGUCCCAAGAUGAGCGUUAUAUAGACAGAGGCCUGAGAACAUACACCUGGGCUCCAGUCCAUGCCACUGAUUAUAGCCUUGCGAUAGUGCUCCCGGAGUAUAGCCUUCACUACAUCAAGGCUAGGAUAGGAGACACCAUUACUCAGGCCAAAUCCUGGAAGCCCUCCAAUCAGUCUGAAGCUGUCUCUGAAAGCCUACAAGUGGAUAUGUUUGAGGAGUACGGAUACACCUUCAUAGCUCCCAGAGAAUACUGCAAGGAUCUGAAACCGCGGAGUAACAACACGGAGUUCCUUAUCGAGUUCAAUGAGUACAUCGACCGAAACACGCCCAACAAUCCAUCGUGUAAUGUGGAUCUGGUAAACCGGCUGUUACUGGAUGCAGGCAUCACCUCUGAAAUGGUGAAAUAUUGGAGUGGACAGAAUCUGAAUGAGAGAAUCAGUGCUAAGUUCGUGGCCACAGAUGGCGGCAUCACUAGAGUCUACCCUGCCAGUGCUGGUCCAGAAUGGAGUGAGAAUCCUGAGACAUAUGAGUCCAGUGCCUACAAGAGAAGUCUGGAUAAUGAUGUUUACAUCUUUACACCACCUUUACCGGACAAUGCAACCCGGAGCAGCGAUUCCAUUUUAGUGAGCAAGGCAGUGAACCUCACCAUCAAUGGAGUGCAUCUGAAGCCUGCAGUGGUCGGCGUGAAACUGGACGUCAAAGGCUGGAUGGAAAGCUUCACCAACGCUACGGAAAAAUCCAAUUGUAAUGACGAAAUCUGUGGCUGCAAAAGAAACGAUCAGAACAUUGACUGCGUGCUCCUGGACGACGGAGGAUUCCUGGUCAUGGCCAAUCAGGAUCACUACAUCGACAAGAUUGGCCAGUUUUUCGGUGUGAUCGACCCCAACCUGAUGACCAGCUUGCUGAAUGAAUCUCUGUUCUCCUUCACGAAAACCUAUGAUUAUCAGUCAGUGUGCGACCCGUCCAAGGAAGUCAAAGCAGCUGCAGGCACCAGAUCCAUCUACGUGCCCACCAUAGCGGAUAUACUCAACGUUGGUUGGUGGGCCUCUGCAGCAGCCUGGUCGAUACUGCAGCAGCUGUUUGUUAGCCUAACCUUUCCCAGUUUCCUGGAAGCAGUGGAGCCAGAUGAGGACAUCUCUGAAAAAGAAAGCUGCAUUUUUGAGCAAACUCAGUACUUCUUUAUGAACGAAGAUCGAAGUUUCAAGGGAAACCUAGAAUGUGCUAACUGCUCCAGGCAGUACAUUGCAGAGAAGCUAUGGAAGACCAAUCUGGUAUUAAUCAUUGUAGAUGCUAAGGAGAGCUGCACAACAUGUAACUUCACACCUCUCAUCCAGGCUGAACAGCCCUCUUCAGGUCCUGACCCCUGUGUCAUGGCCCAGAACCCUCGCUACCGCAAAGGGCCGGAUAUGUGCUUCCAAGACAAUAGUGGUGAAAUAAAUGCAGACUGUGGCAAUGCUUCUGGCCUGACUCCAUCCAUCUGGUCCAUGGCAUUCCUCCAACUGCUUCUAGUCUGGCUUUUGAGUGGACCAGGACACUGCCCAUCGUGACCUCAGCCUAGCAACACCCCACCCUUCAACGAUGCCUAAACCCUUACCAGAUCCUGCCACAAGAAGUUUAUAUUCGAACCGUGGGCACCAGUGUGCCUGAUUACCAUGAGGAAGCCUUUGACCCAGGAAGUAAAAGACUGAUGAAGUGUUCACUCAUUGCCUUGGGAGUCACGGUGGGUCAGUAAAUGAUAAAUGAGUGACCACCCUUGACUUUUGACCUCUCGAGUCCCGCCUCGUUCUGCAUGGGCAACGGGGAGGCCUUAAGUCGCGGCAGCAAAACAAAGACCUUAUACCCGCACUCCGUGUUCAGAAACGACAGAGUUACGACCCAUAUCACCGCUGCCAAAUACAACGCUCUCGCCAUCGCCCGUGUGUUGUUUCAGUUUCCUCAUGUGUUUCGUAGUUGCCAGCGGCGAAGUAUCAUCAAUAAUUGACUUUUACAAACCUAGCUUUCUGAACUUUGAACUCUGGAGAAUUUGGAAUUUUGCCUAUCUGGUCAGUUCACAACAUGAGUUAGGUCAGAACUCAUUUUCAAACAAGGUUGCAGGAGGGAGAAGGGCACCACCACCUUCCUCUACUCCGUGCCUGGAGGAUCUCCUCCCUCCACCUGUGUGCUUCUGACCCAGCCUCCAUCCCCUGAGCCCUGGGUGCCCUGUAGGCCUUCUGCCCCAUGGCUCCGUGGCUCUGGCAUGCACUGGUUUCCAUCCACUCAUCGUGCAUUAAGGUUCACAUCUGCCAAAAAAAAAAAACAUUGCCUGUUUGCCUGCUCAGUGUGUGGCCUUUUUGCUUGGCCAAAAGAUCACUUAGACCACCUACUGGCUCUAAAUUACAAGCUUGAUGUGUUUUACUGUGUAUGAAAGACAGUUACACUUAUGCGUUUAGUGAGUGUCAUUGCAUGUGAGUGAGUUUUGCUGAUGUUUAUUUAAGUUCAGGUUCAUUUGGAAAAUGGCUCAUACUGAAGAGAAAAGUAUUUGUGGUGGCUACCGUGUCUUCAAAUGUAAUGUUAAUCAGAAGAGAAUUCAUUCAGGGUUAUGUUUGUUUGUUUGUAUGUUUGUCUGAUUUGUUUGUUUUUUAAAUAUUCUCCGAAAAGCGCAAACUCCAAAGUUUAUGGACGUGACUAAUAUAUUUCAUGAAUGUGGGAAUUAGACUUCAGUUCCAAGCUGUCCAUUCAGUCUACUUUACUUGUUCCUGGACAUUGUGUUCAUUGUGCCUUGAUGUGCUAUACAUGAACACUUUAUACCUUUCGAAAUGGUAGGAUGGUAUUUCUGGGAGAUGUUGGUUGCAUUGCUCACCAAGUAUAACUGCAUAAUGUUAUGCACUGGAGGCUAGCCUCACUCCUGAAGAAUUCAGCUUCAGCCGUAACCCAACACACCUGGCUCUAAUAUCCAUGUGCUUGUGUAGGGUUCGCUCUAAGUGCUACAGGGUGGUAGAUCUCCAGGGAUGGACACCCUAGACAUCAUGAAUGACUGCCUGUAGAAAAUGAUACAGCAUAUUGCAGUAGGCAUUUAUACACAAUUGGUAUUUCUGUACACAUUUGUGUGCAAAUAGGCCCAUGUUAUGAAAUGUUCAGUAGCAAACACUGCUAUAGUGCCAAAUCAAACAAGUUUUGUAAAUUUAGUACAUGGCUAUUACUAUAAUAGUAAACGUUUUCUUUUUUUGUGAGCUUAAUGUGCAAUGCAGCCAGCAUCUCUAUAGUAAUAUCAGUAGGUCCAUCUUGCAAUGUGUAGUCUGACUAUUACAAUUCUGUAAAGAGUAAUACUAAUUAUUCUAUCUAAAAACUGCCAAACAUUUAGAAGGUCCUAACUGGAUCUGUGUGCCUCAAUGUAUGUGGGACCAAACCCUGGAAUUCCUGAAAUGAUCUUAAAUACAGUGAGUGAGCAUUGGGUGAUUAAAAAUCUGUAGCAAGACACUGGAUAAUUCACUACUGAGUUAUGCAUUGCUUCUCUGCUUCCUUGGCUGAUGUCGUGUGUUAAUGGACGUGGGAAAUACGAGAUGCUCAUCUUGUGUUUAUUAUUUACACAGCCAUUGUUGAACUGAACUCUAUGAAGACUAUGCUGAAACCCCUGUCAUUUGUAGACUGAGGACAUUGUUAAUGGUAAUGUUUAUGUGUAUUACACUUGAUGUUGACCUAUCAAAUGACUAUGAUGGUUUAACUUAGCAACAUUAGUUGCAUCAGUUCAUUUAAAAGGAUUCUGGUGGUUAGGGGAUGUAACAUGAAUGGAAGCUUAGUUAAUAUGUCAGAACAUAGUACACAAAUGUUGGUGGUGGGAUCACCAGAAGCUGUAUCACUAAUGUGGUGUGAACACAACUGAGCAAUGUGACAUUAUAGUCAGUGACUGCACUGUAAUUAGGCAUGCCUUCUUGAGUCAUACAAAAUAAAUACAAGUGUUCCAUUACUCCUGUUUUACCCACAGACAUAGAUUGUUCUGAGUCCAGUCGCAAAUGUUCCAUAGUUAUCUGCAAAGCAUUGAUUAUGUAGAAAAUUUCGGAAAUCCACACAGUUCGAUUCAACUGAAAUUCAGUCCAGAUUGUACAUAAUCUCAUGUAAUUCUCCGUACCAAUGUUAUACGUACCCAAUACCGUCUGAUAAGCAUUGAAUCUAGAUAUUCUGGAGCUCAGUGGUAGUAAGUGCCAUGUAAGUACCACUCUGUCUCGCUCCUUCACUCGUUCUCUCUUUGUAACAAGGAAACCUUUAUGAAACUGAUGACACCUUUAAAUGAUACUUCACAUCUUUUAUAUGCCUUUAUUGGUCUGCAUGUAUUUGUCAUGACACUGUGACAUUUGAGUGUGUGUGUGCAUGUGCGUGUGCACGUGUGUAUGUGCUUCUACCACGGUGUGUUUGACAGCGGGAUGUUUUCCGUAGUUGGUGAUGACAGUUAAGUGAAUGGGCCUCGGUUUCCCUGCCUUUCUCCUGGGGAGACAGAAUUUGAUUGGCAGCUUUUCGUCAGUAGUCAGUAGUCAGUCUUUUCUUCUGGUUUAUGAGAGUCCCUAGUAGGGUUGAACAUCAGCUGGCAGGACCGAAGUCAUUAGUCUGGAAAAAGCAAAAUACUGGACACAAAGACCUGUGAAAAGAUGAGCAUGCUUUUCGUGACAUUAAAUUUACAUGAUGCUAAAUUGGCUUGCAAAUUUUCCCACUGUUUUCCAGACGAAUGCAGAGAGAUUUUAUACUUGCAGUUGUGUGUUGUAGUCAUGCACUUUCACGUCAGAACCAGCACAAUUGCGAUCAAAGUGUGAUCAAGGGUAUUUUUGGAUGCUGAUGCUUUGGUGCUCUCUAAAUUGUUGACAUGCAUUUAAGCAUUUUAAGUGGAUUCUUCCACUCUGAUCUCACUCAUCAAGUGGCUAUUGGUCUGCCCUUUGUCAAUCUUCCUGUACUGAUAGCCCUAAAGCUAAACAUUAGCCAAUCCAUCUGUCAAUCUCUCGUGGCCUGCCUCCAUAGGCUAGUCAUUGGUGGACUCUCAUCUAUACCCCUCAAAUGGCCUUUACCACAUCACACUUUUCUGAAUUUUACUUUGCCUGAAUCAAAUGGCCUGUGUACAUUUGUACAAUAAUGUUAUUAAAAAUGAGCUAUUUAUAAUCUCAGAACUGUGUCAGUUUGUGUGUGAAUGCAAAUAUGUUCCAAAUAAAAGAGAUUAAUCUUU